Drosophila arizonae is the source of this 1155-nucleotide messenger RNA. RefSeq lists its product as uncharacterized. Lineage: Eukaryota; Metazoa; Arthropoda; Insecta; Diptera; Drosophilidae. The record is from RefSeq and is a predicted model, not a curated record.
AAAUAGUCAUAAAAACAAACAAUUUGAGAAGCCGAACAUAUCGAAUAACAAAGCAAUUUAUUUUAAUUGAAACCGUAUAGUACGCUGAAAACUACGUUCUGAAGAAUCUAGGCCCAACCGUCAUAUGUUCGGCUAACACACAAAGACUCGAAGAGUAAAAAUGCCUACAAAUCAAUGGCUACACGGCUAUUUCUCAAAACUAAAUCCACUGGCCGAGAAGAUAGCGUUUGAUAUGAGCGAAGUGAUUUCUGCCUAUGAUCACGUUUGGCUAACCCUAACUCCAGCUGAGCAAGAAAAUAUUUUGAAUGAUACCAUUAUAAAACCGGAAAUAACUAUAAGAUAUUAUAAUAACUCGUUAAGCUCGAGUACACAAUCGAGUACCCAAUCUCGUAAAGACUCGGAUCCUCGUUCGAACAAGAAUAAGGCGACAAAAGGCCAGAAGAAUUUAAUAUAUGGAUUCGAUAGAUUGAAUUUAUGUACAUUUAUUCAACAAAACGUCGGCCUAAAGAUUCUCCAUGACGAAAACAUUGGCGACUAUCGGGAUGAGCAUUCAUUUCCAUUUAGUUACAAAACGAAAUCCCAAAUGAAUCUAAACGAACUUGGAAUAUGCAAAAUAGUUUCAAUAGCAAGUACACCGAAAAGGAUACCACCGUUUCAAGCAAAAACUAUUCAAGAAGCUAAAGCUCAGCCAGAGCUUAAAACAGAGCCGGAACCAGAACCAGAAGCAGAACGAGAAAGCGUUUAUCAGAACCAAAUAAAAUCGCCAUCAGGUAGGGAGGAAGAGGAGUCUAGGAAUAGGAAUAUAAAUAAGUGUACGGAGCCGAUUAAUUUGAUUGCCGUUGAGAAGUUAAAUUUACUAUCGAAUUUCGGAUCUAAGAACACUUUGUUAAGCGUAUCAACUGAUUCAAACGAUUCCGAAAAUGACACCAAAGACCAGCACUCCGAAAACAGUAAACUAUUGCCAGAAAAAGUGCAAAUGCCUAAAGGAUUUGAUUUCCUAAGUAACUGGUAGCCUAUUCGAAUUUUUGCAUUAACAGUAACUAUACAUAUAUCCUUACCUUUACCAAAAAGAAAAAAAAAAAACAAUUCAGUCUGAAUUUAUCAUUAGAUAUUAUCACAUAACGUUUUUAUAAAAGAAGCCAUGUUUGGCAUAAU